This is a messenger RNA of Exophiala dermatitidis NIH/UT8656, 1940 nucleotides long. RefSeq names its product alpha/beta hydrolase. NCBI's taxonomy places the organism in Eukaryota, Fungi, Ascomycota, Eurotiomycetes, Chaetothyriales, Herpotrichiellaceae. Bases 534 to 1592 code for a protein of 352 amino acids. The transcript has 3 exons. The record is from RefSeq and is a predicted model, not a curated record.
UUGUAUAUCCUUAGUUUCUUAGGUUAGCUACCUUAGCUACCCGGCACCUACAUAACUGAGGUGAGUACUGUAGAUGCAGCAUCUCCUGACACAUUGCAACUUGAAUGAUGAUUGACUUAGGUACCUUGGUCAGCCUGUACCCUGGCAUGGUAUAGCAGCCUGGCGGAGAUUCGGUCAAGGAACAUCGGAUAGCCGGCCUUUCAAUAGAGAUUAUUUGGACGCACCAUUACUCAAAGGCGUUUAGUGAUGAGAAGAAACCUACCUUUGAAGGUAUAGUGUGCUAUGCCAACUACAUUGUAACUGCGUAAUACUACCAUUACGGCUCCUCCAACUUGGAUGUCAGUGUCUUGUGCAACUUGAAGGGCAUACAACAGUGUCCAAGUACAUGCUUUAAUCUAGCCACCCAAGUAUACGCUGUGGGGACCUAUCUGAACAUCUGCCUGAGACAGCUCGAUAUACCUGUACAGCGCCUCCGCUGCAAGCAGUAAUUCCCCGUCUAUUACUUGCCCGUCUCACGCCCUACUCUGGCAGGCAUGCCGCUCACGGCAAAGCAAAUAAUCGCCCACCCGGGAUUCAAAACGGUAGAAUGGGACCUACCACCAACAAAGCAAGGGAACUGCGAAGUCGCCAAAGGGCGGCCAGGAGGCCCGUUUAAGCUAUACUAUGAGGUCCACGGGACUGGACCUGUCAAAUUGGUGUGGAUCAUGGGUCUAGGAGCCUACCGAACAGCAUGGAAACGACAGACAAAAUACUUUGGACACGACCGGGCGCAGCGAUACUCGUGUCUCGUCUUUGACAACCGAGGCAUGGGACUCAGCGACAAGCCACUAUGUCGGUAUACGACGUCGGAAAUGGCCAAAGACACGAUUGAUCUUCUUGUGCAUAUUGGGUGGUUACCAUCAACAACCAACAAAUCCACAUCUCCAUCUCCGUCGACGCCGUCUUCAUCAUAUCAUCGCACCCUCCACGUUGUCGGCGUUAGUAUGGGCGGCAUGAUCGCGCAAGAACUCGGCCUUCUGAUUCCCGAAUCAAUCGCAUCGCUGAGUCUGGUGUCGACGGCGCCGCGGCUGGUGCGCACCAUUCCAUUUAUUCAAAACCUCCGGGAACGAAUGAACAUGUUCAUCCCGCGCGACAUUGACGUGCAACUCGAAGAGGUGUCGCACCGGUUAUUUUCCAACGAGUUCCUCGAGGGUCCGGAUACCGAACAGACGCCCGAGUCGGGUCUUCAGUAUCCCUCGAUGCGGGACCGGUUCUGUGCUAAUGAAUUGUCCAAACGGAUGGAUAAGGAAGGGUUUACGAAGAAGGGGUUCGUGCUUCAGGCCAUUGCGGCUGGGUGGCAUCAUAAAUCCGCCGAACAGAUAAAGGAACUCGCCGAUCGAGUGGGAAGAGACCGUAUUGCUCUCUUGCACGGAACAGAGGAUCGGAUGAUCACGUUCCAUCAUGCGAAUCUGCUUAGAAAUGAGUUGGGCCCUGGUGUUACUGUUCGUAUUUGGGAGGGGAAGGGUCAUGUUUUGCUCUGGGAGGAGGAACAUACUUUUAACAAGUUCCUCGAAGAGUUUUUUGAGCGCUGUGAGAGGUUGGAUAAACGUUGAUAUUGAGAAAUAAGGAAGAAGUGGCUUGGGAAAUAUAUAGCUAAGAGGGCUGCUGGUUUGGAUCAUAUCGUCAGCCACCACCCAGUACGUCGUCAUCUGAAUUGCCGAGCAAGAUAGGUAAAUGGUAGGAGAUGAGGGAAACGAGCGAAUUCGUGCUCGUAUGCCUGUGUGAGAUCGGUGACUAGAAUGUUGUACAGCUGCUUUAUUCGGAAUGACUGGAAUGCAUGGACUUGUAUGAGGCAGACUAGGAGUUUUCAUAGGUUGCCACUAUUGCAUGGUGUUGUCGAGGCUAUAAAUAACCAACAAACAAGGAGGAGUAUAGACUACAACAACUUGUGUGUUCAUACA